Phacochoerus africanus (Common warthog) is the source of this 1348-nucleotide messenger RNA. RefSeq names its product protein SCO2 homolog, mitochondrial (gene SCO2). Gene Ontology annotation, molecular function: copper chaperone activity; copper ion binding. Gene Ontology annotation, cellular component: mitochondrial inner membrane. Gene Ontology annotation, biological process: intracellular copper ion homeostasis; mitochondrial respiratory chain complex IV assembly. The transcript has a single exon. The record is from RefSeq and is a predicted model, not a curated record. The coding region runs from base 372 to 1322 and encodes 316 amino acids. Lineage: Eukaryota; Metazoa; Chordata; Mammalia; Artiodactyla; Suidae.
GGAGGCUGCGGUGCGGGUGGCACCGGGUUACCGCUAAGUGCGGGGGAGGGAGCCAAAACAGCCCGGUUGAAGUGGCCUCAGAGGGAAAAGGCUGCAAAAGGGGCGGAGGAGUUGGUCUUUUGGGGGUUGAAGCGAGAGGCUCACCCACCUCCUUUCAAGAAAUGGAAGUUUAUUGCAAACAUAGAUACGCUCAGGAACCCGGAGGAGGCAGGCGCUUGGAACGCUUCCGUCAGCUCAGACCCCCAGGUGCUGCCGAGCGCUGGGCUCGUUAGACUGAGGUUCUCCCGCUAAAGGACAGGAGGGACAGUUGUGGAUGUUUGAUGACGCCUAAGCUGGAGUUUGAGGUUUCAGAGGCGAAGCAUGUCUGAGUGAUGGCGGGGGCUGGCCGAGCAGCUGCUGACAGCAGAGCCCUCAUAGGGUUGGGCCUUGAGGUGGUGGCAGGUCUCUCCAGAAUGAUGGACAACCCAGGAGGCCAAGGCACCUUCUGGCUUCUGACACCUCUGCUCUUUUCCAGGAGCAUCAGGUCCAUGCUGGCUCGGGCACCCAAGGCUUGGCACGGGCUCUUUCCGCUCAGGCCUCUGGCCCUCCCUAGGAUCCAGGGGGCUGAGGCCGGGCAGGUGAGAUACCGGCUCUUAGCAAGGCAGGGCCCUGCAGAAACCGGCAAGCCAGGCCAGCCCCCGGGCCCUAGGCUGCAAACUAGGUUGCUGAUCACAGCCUUGAUUGGGGCUGGGCUGGGUGGAGCCUGGCUGGCCUUGAGGGCGGAGAAGGAGCAGUGGCGGCAGCAACAGCGGACAGAGGCCCUGCGCCGGGCUGCUGUGGGCCAAGGCGACUUCAGUCUUCUGGAUCACCGAGGCCAAGUUCGCUGCAAAGCUGACUUUCGGGGCCAGUGGGUGCUGAUAUACUUUGGCUUCACUCACUGCCCGGACAUCUGCCCCGAUGAGCUGGAGAAGCUGGUGCAGGUGGUGCGGCAGCUGGAGGCGGAGCCUGGCCUGCCCCCGGUGCAGCCCCUCUUCAUUACUGUGGACCCUGAGAGGGACGAUGUCGCGGCCAUGGCCCGCUACGUGCAGGACUUCCACCCAAGGCUGCUGGGCCUGACCGGCUCUGCUGAGCAGAUCGCCCAGGUGAGCCGCAGCUACCGAGUAUACUACAGCGCUGGCCCCAAGGACGAGGACCAGGAUUACAUCGUGGACCAUUCUAUCGCCAUCUACCUGCUCAGCCCCGAUGGCCUCUUCACCGACUACUAUGGCAGGGCCAAGUCAGCCCAGCAGAUCACGGACAGUGUGCGGGGCCACAUGGCUGCCUUCCGCAGCGUGCUGCGCUGAGUCUGGUCAUUAAAAGGUGAGAUGCA